Penaeus indicus is the source of this 3006-nucleotide messenger RNA. RefSeq names its product nose resistant to fluoxetine protein 6-like. Bases 42 to 2147 code for a protein of 701 amino acids. Gene Ontology annotation, molecular function: acyltransferase activity, transferring groups other than amino-acyl groups. NCBI's taxonomy places the organism in Eukaryota, Metazoa, Arthropoda, Malacostraca, Decapoda, Penaeidae. The transcript is spliced from 16 exons. The record is from RefSeq and is a predicted model, not a curated record.
CCACGUCGAUAUCAUUCUGUGAACAGGUCCCCUACCGCGCUAUGGUCUCCCUCUCCCUCAUUCCCCUUCUCCUACUCCUGUCUUCCCGCCAAACCCUAGGGCAGGAAUGGGCAGGCGUCCUUAACAGUCUCCAGCCCUUUGGACAUGAUGAGGCGCCGCUCGACUUCCAUAACGUGGAGGGCAUGAUGAAAGACGUCGGCAGAGCGGCUGUUCGGAAACCAGGAGAUGGGCAGCCGUUGUCGCUGUACCUGCCUGUGUUCGCCGACCCCGCGUCCCCCUGCGGCGUCGCGGUGGCAGCCAUGACCUCUGCCUUCGAUGGACACGCAGGGAUCGGCGUCCUGCAGAUGGUGGACUCGUGGACCAAAGUGCGCGACGGAUUUCUGUACGGCCUCCCCUACGUGCUGGGCGUCGGCUCCUACGGCGAGUGUCUCCACGCGAGCGCCCCCGACCUCGACAUUAAGGGAAAAUACUGCGCUAUCGUCUAUGUAGAUAACCCGUAUUAUAACGACACCUUGACGGAAAUCGACGAUAUUCUGCGUGUUGCUCAGGUCUCCGCUAACAUCAAUAUCGGAUUAUUCACACAAUACAGCACAUGUAUACCCGAUGCCUGCUCAGAGGAAGACAUGGCGCAAAGCCUAAAUAUUGCCGCCGGGGGACGAAAACUGGCGCACGCCUAUUGCCAGACUUUGGACGAGCCGCCUCCAGACUUCACUGCGGGUGAUAUCGCGAUGAUAACUUUCCUGAGCGUGAUGCUUGCUCUCCUGACGGCCGGCAGUGUCGCUGACCUGUACCUCAGGGCCACCUCGAAGGCACCUGCAACUGCUGUCCGGUUCCUGCUUCCUUUCUCGGCGUACACCAACCUGGAGAAAAUAUUCCACGUGACAACGGAGUCUCGUCCGGGGGUCAUCACUUGCCUGCACGGAAUGAGAGUGUUGUCUAUGACCUGGGUAAUCUAUGGCCACCAGUAUAUCUUCGAUGUUUUCUUCGCUGUCAACAUACUACACUUAGAAAAGUGGACAAGCGGACUGCUCUUUCAAGUCAUCUUCAACGCCACGGUGAGCACGGACUCCUUCUUCUUCCUGUCGGGGCUGCUGGUGACCUACGGCGUCCUGAAGGAGAUUAAAAGGACCGGGAAACUCAACCUGAUUAUGUAUUACGUCCACAGACUCAUUAGGUUAACACCCCCCAUCGCCCUCGUUGUGCUGUUCAUGGCGACACUCUUCAGGUUUCUCAAUCGCGGCCCCCUUGCUUAUAUGGCAGAUCCAUAUUCGACGAUGUGCGCCGAGAACUGGUGGAAAGACGUUCUGUACGUCGACAAUUUCCUUGGCUUCGAUAAAGCUACCAAUCAGUCACUUGACUGCCUCGGCCAGUGCUGGUACACCGCCGUGGACACCCAGCUGUACCUUGUGGCUCCCCUCCUGCUGCUGCCUCUCGCCCUCUAUCCUGCCAAAGGGAAGAUCCUGUUGUUCGUGGUAACUCUGGUGUCCUUCAUCGUCCCAGCGGCUGUUAUCUACGGCUACGACCUUCCUCCAGCGUCGAUAUCGGGCGGUGCUGAUGAAGUCGAUAGCUACGGUUAUCAAAAUAUGGUGUACUUUACUCCGUGGUGCCGCAUGAGUGCCUACAUCAUGGGGAUCUGGACUGGCUACAUCAUCUUCGAACAGGGAUCAAAGGAACUUAAACUGACACCUCUGCAGGUAUUAACUGGCUGGACUAUAGCCGCGUUCUCGGCUCUGUCAGUGUUGUUUGGCAUGUGGAGUUACAACCAGUUCGAAACCACCUAUUACUACGACCCCAUAACCCAGGUCCUGUACGGCGGCCUCCACAGGGGCAUCUGGUGCGCCGCCCUGGCCUGGGUCGUGUUGGCUUGUCACUUCGGCUAUGGAGGUAUAGUCAACGACUUUCUCUCUCACCCUACGUGGCAACCGCUCUCCCGCCUUACGUACAGUAUGUACCUCGUAGCCAUCCCUGUGCAGAUCUACCUGGUUUACAAUCUUAAAGAACUUCCCUUCUUUACACAUAUAGACAAGAUCAUCCAGACUUGCGGCACAAUCUUCAUAUCAAUCAUUACGGCUGUGCUGGUCUCACUUACAGCAGAGGCUCCAGUCUUGGGCCUCGAGAAGCUGAUAUUCAAGCGGCCAGGUAAGUAGGAAUCACCAUUACCCUCGCAUUCCGCCUCCGCAGUCUUCGUGAGGUAGCAGUCAUUCUCUUCACUUUUCGCUUAAUCUUCGUGAAUGCAUCAAUCGCUCGUGUUGGUAUACCCUUUUUUAUCUGUUUAACACCUCUAUAACGUUUUAUUAUUAUUAUCAUGCGUCUAGUACGUAUUGAGACAUUUUAGACUUCGUGAAUGCAUCAAUCGCUCGUGUUGGUAUACCCUUUUUUAAUCUGUUUAACACCUUUAUAAUGUUUUAUUAUUAUUAUCAUGCGUCUAGUACGUAUGGAGACUUUUUAGACUUAUUUGUUUUUAAAAGAGUUGCAACAGUUCAGUCUAAAUAAUCUACUAGUGACCAGAUGAGAAUUUGCAUCUUUGUACAACUUGCUAAUGGCCGUAUCUUUUCUGUUUAUCCAUAAAAAAAAAAAAAUAUAAUAAAAUAGAAAUAAAAAUAAACACGUUCUUAAAGACAAGCACCUCAUUCGGUAACCUUUAGUAGAGAUUAAAUUGCUCAUUUGAAGACAAUAAUAGAAAGACAAAAUUAAUUAAUUGAUAUAAUUGAUAUAUAAAAUAAUUAAUAAUAUAUCGCAGUUCAAGUGUGAUAUUCAAAUUAUAAACAGACUGUAAUUACAAAAUGUGUCUUAAACAUUAACUUUGAGGUUACAUUCCAGGUUAUGGUGUUUAAUAAUUAAAAAAACGUUUAUUGAUGUACAAAAAAUUCCUGACAAUAUGCAUUACUAAAAGGUAGCAGUAAUCAAUUUCUAUGUAUAUCCUAUGAUCCAUGUACAUUCCUUAACAUGAAACCAGACCACUAGCAGGUAUCCUGAGGUGGGUGUGGCCAAGAAAGCAAUGAAAUG